This is a messenger RNA of Rhipicephalus sanguineus (brown dog tick), 1221 nucleotides long. RefSeq lists its product as uncharacterized. The record is from RefSeq and is a predicted model, not a curated record. Bases 1 to 1221 code for a protein of 406 amino acids. NCBI's taxonomy places the organism in Eukaryota, Metazoa, Arthropoda, Arachnida, Ixodida, Ixodidae. The transcript has a single exon.
AUGACCGCACCAGCGUCCAGUGCAUCCGAGCCCCUGCCUCUGGCUACCGACGCCAGCAUGGCUGCUGCGCAAGUCUCCUGUUGGGGUUACGACCCCGAAGGCAUGCAAUGGACAACGGUUCCCCAAGCGGCACCUGGAGACCCAGUUCCGGCAAGUUUUCGCAGCGCCGCGUUGAACGCUGCGGUGCUGCGCCGAGCGCAGGGCCGCGUCGCUACCGACGCCGGCGAUCUCGUGGGAAACCAGCAGCCACCCGCUUCUCAUGCAGCGGGACGCAAGGGGCGACUACUUACGCAGUGGAAACCGCCUGUUAUCCCCAAACCUGCUCCAGACGACUACGUAGUCGUCAUCAAGCCUCGCACCCGCGUCUCGUUGUGCGAGACGUUCCAGGAGACCGGCUACGGCCGGGCCUUCACGGCACUCCUAGGCCCGCAACACGCAUCAGACCUUACCAUAAUACCGGUAAGAGAACAAAAUCUGAUUAUCGUUCAUACCGCUAAACCCGAGCUAGCCGACCGUAUUCUCGGGGAAUUUGAACUCAAUGCACCCAGCGGGCGUGUCCCCCUUGUGGGACACCUACGCCAAGAUGGAAAGGAUGUCUGCUACGGCGUCGUUACCGUCCGCAAUACUGACACUACGGACUCGCUUCGUACUAGCCUUCAAUGGCGCCAUGGCACCACAGUGGAAGUGCGUAAAUUUGGGAACUCCAACAAAGCAAGGCUCACUUUCGCCGGAACUGAGAAGCCACGUUUCGUACAUUACGACUCGGAGCUUGUGCAAGUUAGGCCUUACCAGCGAACCAUUCCGGCCUGCGGACAUUGUGGUGUGGUCGGCCACCGUCCGGACGCCUGCCCCGGCCAAAGGCCGGACCGGUGUGGCCUGUGUGGACAGCAGGCUCCGCUUGCUGAGGGUGUGCGGGCCCCUCACGAGUGCAACCCAAAGUGCGCAGUCUGCGGUGGAGCCCAUGCCACUGGGGUACGUGCGUGUACAGCUAAAUAUCGUGAUGCCCAGCACGCCCAUCCAAAACGCGGGCCUAAAUCCAAGCCGAGGAGGCGCAGGCGUGGCAAGCGUCAUCCGAGCAAGCCUAAGGACAAGGUCGUUGACCCUACAACGACAAAGUGUGUGACCCCACCCACCGGAAAUCAAGGGAAACCUCCGCCGCCAGCUCGAGAUGGUGCAGCGAAGCAAUCUGGACCCCCCCAAACCGGCGGCCCGAAGACGUAG